This is a messenger RNA of Nerophis ophidion (straightnose pipefish), 6635 nucleotides long. RefSeq names its product centrosomal protein 131 (gene cep131). Gene Ontology annotation, biological process: regulation of centrosome duplication; cilium assembly; intraciliary transport involved in cilium assembly. The record is from RefSeq and is a predicted model, not a curated record. Gene Ontology annotation, cellular component: centriolar satellite. The transcript is spliced from 29 exons. Lineage: Eukaryota; Metazoa; Chordata; Actinopteri; Syngnathiformes; Syngnathidae. The coding region runs from base 357 to 4013 and encodes 1218 amino acids.
GAAAAUGAUGCUUGCAAACAUGACUAUUUAGUGUUUAUUUAACUCUCAAACAACCCUAACCCCUCCUUCCUUGACAACCAGACACGCCCCCUCAGCUGCCACACAACACUGACGGUUUCGUUCAGCCAAUCAGAGCGUUGAAUGGCAAAAGUCAGCCAAUCAGCCGCCCAAAGAGGCGGGGUUACUUUAUGCGUUUUAAAAAGCAGACAGUGUUUUUCUCCCUUGCCUCUCGGCGUUUCCCUCAAACUAGUUCUUACUAGCUGAGUCUUACUAGGUUAGUCUUACUAGCUGAGUCUUACUAGGUUAGUCUUACUAGGUUAGUCUACAGACAUGCUUGGACCUCCACGCUGAUAAAGAUGCACGCCACACGAAGCCCCUCCUCCAUCUCGGCCACGCCCCCCGGAGGCGCCUUGGACCUCAGCUUGUCCGGCUCCCGACUCGCCAUCAGCAGAAGACCCGGCAGCGCCUCGCCCGGCAAGUACUUGGCCCGCUCCGUGUCCGUGUCUGUGGCCAGCGAGGGCCGAGGGAAGGCCAACACUCAGAGCGAUGCCUUCGGUAGUUUGCGCUCCGUCAAGAACCUGAGGCGAUCCAACAGCACCACUCUGGUCAACCAGCACACCCACGCUGCUCUCAGUCCAGACCAGAAUGGCGACUACCUGACCCUGCUGGACUGCGGUGCCGAAAGCCCAAAGAAAGUGGGCGGCCUCGGCAAGGCGUCGCCAGACAGAACCACAUGGAACAUUCUGGAUGACCAGCCUCGAGCAACACCCCCACCUCUAGGCGCCCGCGGCAGCGCCGACUCGCCCACCAGCCUGAAGAGAAGAGACGCCUCUGUGGCGGCCACUUUCACCGCCAACAACAGGAGCAACAAGGGCGCUGUGGGGAACUCGGUCACCACCAUCUUGCACAACAACCACGCGGAGAAGCCGCUCACGCCCAAAAGCUCCAACCAGAGGCCGGCCUUCAGCAACAUCCUGAAAGCCACGGCCAACGAUGACGUGUCUCUGGAGAACAGCUCGCUCACCAAAUCCCAGAAGAACUUCUCCGCUUCCUCCAACAACAGAAGUCCAGCCCAGCGAGGCAGUCCUGUCACGCCGCGCCGCAGCGAGGUGACUGAGGAAGAGGCGGAAAGGUUCAUCCAGCAGGUGAACCAGGCCGCCGUCACCAUCCAGCGCUGGUACAGACGUCAUGCCAGGAGGCGCCUCGCCAACCAGGCAGCGCUCAGACACGUGCUGGACUGCAAGAGAAAGGAGUGGCAGAAGCGAGCGGAGGGUCACCUGGAGCCGCCCAGGGAUGACCGGAAACGAAUUCGUGAAGAAAAAGCCCGGCAGGCGCGCCUGGCCGCCAUCCAGGAGCUCCAGCUGAAACGAGCCCAGCAGCAGGGCGCCCAGUCCGACCUGGAAAAUGGAAGGCAGAGCGCCGUCGCCGGAUGUAAGAAGACGCCAAAGAUUUACCCCAGAAACCCAAGUCCAAACUCACCUGGCAACCUGGGCUCCAUGUCCCCGACCGACGGCAAGGCCAACAACACAGACUUCCAUCUGAGUGUUGAAGCCGACGUGAGUGAACUCAGCUUCAGAGCAGCGUCUCCGGCUGUGUCCAAUCACAGAGCCUCGCCAUGUUUCCAGGAGCGCGGCACGGAGGACGCUGAGCAACAGCAGGACAGGAAGUUGACGCGUCAGAUGAGAAGUCGCUUGUCUCGCCUCGCCGUCACCAGAACGAGCGCUUGUGAUGAGCUGCAGCAGGCCCAGGAGGCAGAGCUGGAAAAGCCAAGGUCAGCUGGAAGCAAGACCAUGUCACUGAGCAACAGGAGUCCAUGUUCACCCAGGAACCUCAGCCCCACGGACCUCAAAGCCAAAAACACAGAAUCCAAUCUGAACGUUCCCAUCGACUUUGGCGAGCUGUCCUGCUUCAGAGCCGUCUCGCCGCCGUCCAAUUGCAGAGGUUCUCAGUGCUCCCAGGAGCCUCCUCGCACCUCCUGGGGUGCGGAGGAGCAGCGGCAAGCCGCCUCAUCCGGCGUGGCAUCCAAGUCUGCGCUCAACGACCUGCUGGACACGCUGAAGCUGCUGGAGCAGGAGCCUGAGCCCAAAUGUUACCGCAAAGAAAAGUACGCUUGGAUGGAUUCCCAGGACGGCGACGCCAACUCUCUGACCGCGGACAACCUGGAGCGCCACGGCCAGCUCAGCCUGCCGCCGCCGGACGGUGCGGCGCUGCUGACCGAGGCCAAGCUGCAGAGCAUCAUGAACUUCUUGGAUGAGAUGGAAAAGUCGGAGCAGGAGCGACCACGCUCCGCCACCUCGGGCUCGCAUCGAGAGGCCGUCUUGGUGGAGGAGGAGCUGGCCGUGAUGGACCAGGUGUCUGCCACCGCCGCCGAAGUGUCCGGGUCCAUCAUGAGGAUGAAAAUGGAGCUGGAGGAGAAGAAGCGUGUGGUUCUGAUGCUGCAGAACGCUCUGGCCCAGCAGAGGGAGCUGACGGUCCAACACGUGAAGGAGACGGAGAAGGAGCUCAGCCGCAACCUGCAGCUGCAGAAGGACCAGUACGAGGCCACGGUCCAGAGACACCUGGCCUUCAUCGACCAGCUCAUCAGCGACAAAAAGGCGCUGAGCGUGCGAUGUGAGGGCGUGCUGGCCGAACUGAAGCAGGUGGACAACAAGUACACCAAGAAGAUCUCGCAGAUGGAGGCGCAGCAUGAAAUGCCUCCUUCCUGGCAUGUUUGUCCUGCUCCGCCUCCUGGUCUGACAUCCCCCUCCCCCACCCAGGAGAUCAAGAAGCUGAAGGAACUGAUGAGCGUGACGGAGAAGAUCCGGCGAGAGAAGUGGAUCGAUGAGAAGACCAAGAAGAUCAAGGAGAUUACAGUCAAAGGUUUGGAGCCGGAGAUCCAGAAGCUGAUCUCCAAGCACAAGCAGGAGCUGAAGAAGCUGCGCUCGCUGCACCAGGCGGAGCUGCUGCAGGCGGAGCAGCAGGGCAUGCAGACCUGCGCUCGCCAGUGUGAGGAGCUGCGUCAGCAGCUGGAGAAGGAGAAGGAGGAGCAGUGCCAAAAGGAGCGAGAGCUGGCCAGACAGAGCGUGGAGAAGCAGCUUCACGAGGAGGAGGUGUCCCUGCAGCAGCACAGGAGGCGUCUCCACAAGGAGGUGGCCGAGGAGAAGGAGCGGCUGGCGCAGCUGGCGGACAGGCAGCGCUGGGAGAUGGACGAGCUGAGGCGACAGAUGGAGGAGAACGCCAGCGCCGCUGGGCGCCUCCUCAAAGAGGAGCUGGACAAGACCAGAGAGGAGCAGGCCCGCAGACACCAGGCGGAGAUGGCGGCGCUGCGGGAGCACUUUGACCAGGACAAGAUGAACUGGGAGGAGGAGUUCAGGCAGAAGCAGGAGGCGGGGCUUCUAAAACGCCAGCACGAGCUCCGAGAGGAACUGCGUCGGGAGCGCGACAAAGAGAUCGAGCUCGCCAUUUGGACGCUAGAGGAGGAGACUAACAAAGACAAGGAGGAGAGCGAGAGGGUGGCCGAAAACAGGGUGAAGCGUGUAAGGGAGACGUACGAGGCGGAGCUGCAGGAGUUGGAGCGCUCUCUGAGGGCGGCGGUGGCCAAGCAGCAGGAGAUGAGGAAGCAACAUGCGGAGACAGAAGAAAGUCUGGUCCAAGUGCAGGAGCUGCUGGCCCAGAAGGAACAGGAAGUGGAACAAGUCACACAGGUCCGAGACCAGCUGCUGGAGGAGCGCCACAGCCUGCACAAGUCCAUCCAACAGGACUUUGCUGAGCGUCUGAGGGCGGCGGAGGAGGACAAGCGCAGGAUGAAGGUGGAGGUGUCCGAGGCCCACGCCACGCUGCAGUUGGAGCUGGAGAGGGUGACCAAGGAGAAGGAGGCGGAGCUUGAUGAAGUCCACCAACGAGUGAAGUCGGCCAUCUUGAAAAAAGAAGACACAAUCAACGCUCUGCGAAGGCAGAACGAGGUUGCUGUGAAGAGGGCGGAGCACCUGGAGGCGCUGUGGGAGGAGCAAAGGAGGCAGCUGCUAGAGAAAUGACAGGCCCCGCCCACCCCGUAAAGUAGUUUAUGGCGCCCCCCCCACCCACGCCUAGGUUCCCGCUCCAUGUCCGAGAACAUCUGCAGACGUUCCAACAAGCACAGGCAAGUCUGCUGGUGGGUGGAGCCAUCGUGAGUCACCUGUCCCGGGUGGAAGGGGGCGGGGCUUGUUUCGAGAAUGUCGUCAGAGGGGAGGAGAGACGAGUAGCGGACGUGUUGGUGAUGGCGGGAAGCAGGAAGUAGAUGGAAAAUGUUUGUAGGGAAUGCAGGUCAUGUGACCACCCAAUCAAGGACACACAGGCUCCGCCCAUCAGGAAGUGAAGUUUGUCAUUUUAUUUAUUUUUAAACACGCUUUUCUAAUGACUGGACUUCCACCGCAGAACACAACAUUUCCAUCUCCAACAAACGCACACACAGACACACACAAGCUCACACACGCACACAAAACCAUACUCACGUGCACACCCAAUGAUAUACACACACAAAGACACACACAUGCAGACACAUCUGAAACACCCACCUUCAGAUUUGCACACACACACACACACACACACACACACAUGCAGAUACAUCCAAAAAGACACACACACACAUGCAGAUACAUCCAAAAAGACACAAGCAUAACACACAGACCCACACAUACUCUCUCCAAAAAGAUACACACACACACACACAUGCAGAUGAAUCCAAAAAGACACAAACAUUACACACAGACACACACACACUCUCUCCAAAAAGAUACACACACAGACAGACACGCACGUACACACACAUCCAAAAAGUCACACACACAUGCAGAUACAUCCAAAAAGACACAAACAUAACACACAGACACACACAUACUCUCUCCAAAAAGAUACACACACAGACAAAGACACGCACACACACACACACACACAGAUACAUCCAAAAAGACACAAACAUAACACAGGCACACACAUACUCUCUCUCAAAAGAUACACACACAGACAAAGACACACACACACACACAUGCAGAUACAUCCAAAAAGACACGCACACACACACACAUGCAGAUACAUCCAAAAGGACACAAACAUAACACACAGACACACACACACUCUCUCCAAAAAGAUACACACACAGACAAAGACACGCACACACACACACACACAUCCAAAAAGACACACACACAUGCAGAUACAUCCAAAAAGACACAAACAUAACACAUAGACACACACAUACUCUCUCCAAAAAGAUACACACACAGACAAAGACACGCACACACACACACACACAUCCAAAAAGACACACACACAUGCAGAUACAUCCAAAAAGACACAAACAUAACACACAGACACACACACACUCUCUCCAAAAAGAUACACACACAGACAAAGACACGCACACACACACACACACAUCCAAAAAGACACACACACAUGCAGAUACAUCCAAAAAGACACAAACAUAACACAUAGACACACACAUACUCUCUCCAAAAAGAUACACGCACACACACACACACACAGAUACAUCCAAAAAGACACAAACAUAACAAACAGGCACACACAUACUCUCUCCAAAAAGAUACACACACAGACGAAGACACACACACACACACACACGGAGAUGCAUCCAAAAAGACAAACACAUGCGGAUACAUCCAAAAAGACACACACAUGCGGAUACAUCCAAAAAGACACGCACACACACACACUCAGAUACAUCCAAAAAGACACACACAUGCGGAUACAUCCAAAAAGACACGCACACACACACACUCAGAUACAUCCAAAAAGACACACACAUGCGGAUACAUCCAAAAAGACACGCACACACACACACUCAGAUACAUCCAAAAAGACACAAACAUAACACACAGACACACAUCUGUCUCCAAAAAGAUACAGACAAACACACGCAGAUACAUCCAAAAAGACACAAACAUAACACACAGACACACACAUACUGUCUCCAAAAAGGAUACAGAGACACACGCACACACAGAUACAUCCAAAAGGACACAAACAUAACACACAGACACACACACACUCUCUCCAAAAAGAUACACACACAGACAAAGACACACACACACACACAUCCAAAAAGACACACACACAUGCAGAUACAUCCAAAAAGACACAAACAUAACACACAGACACACACAUACUCUCUCCAAAAAGAUACACACACAGACAAAGACACGCUCGCACACACACACACACACACAGAUACAUCCAAAAAGACACAAACAUAACAAACAGGCACACACAUACUCUCUCCAAAAAGAUACACACACAGACGAAGACACACACACACACGGAGAUACAUCCAAAAAGACACACACAUGCGCACACACACACACUCAGAUACAUCCAAAAAGACACAAACAUAACACACAGACACACAUCUGUCUCCAAAAAGAUACAGACAAACACACGCACACACACACGCAGAUACAUCCAAAAAGACACAAACAUAACACACAGACACACACAUCCUGUCUCCAAAAAGGAUACAGAGACACACACACACACACAGAUACAUCCAAAAAGACACAAAAAUAACACACAGACACACAUACUCUCUGCAAAAAGAUACACACACACACACACACAGUGCUGUGUUACACGCUGAAUAAAGUUAAAUUUGUAUGAUUUUA